Molecule: messenger RNA, 3385 nt
Organism: Dermacentor andersoni
Lineage: Eukaryota; Metazoa; Arthropoda; Arachnida; Ixodida; Ixodidae
Source: RefSeq, a predicted model, not a curated record
GUCUGGGGUGCGCCGCGUGACAAGAGCCGCGCAAUACGAGCGCUUUCGCAUUGUGUUUGGUACGAUGGGUUGCACUCUUUUUAAUCUCGACGUACUAUCGCGCAGCCGCGUGCGUGUUUGGCGACACAAUCUCUUGCUGGAACAACGGCAACGCACGCCUUUGAAAAUCUCCGAUCGCUCUUGCUAUCUCUUUAGUUCAGCGUAGCGUUUAUUGCCAGCCCGGUGGCCGUUUCAAAGCGCGUAAGGCGUCUUGCUAGGCCGAACGGGCAUCAUGGACGCAACUGUGACUGACGUGCCAAUCCUCCAGGUGGCCUCGUUGAACUGGUUGUACCUAUCUUUAUCCAUAGCGCUUUCAUUCUUGCUAUUUGCCGUCAUCACAUCGAACAUGAACAAGCCUAGAAUUCCUAAGGGAAAGAAACUGCCGCCAGGUCCCCGAGGCUUCCCAUUGGUCGGUCACUUGCCGUAUGGACCAAGAAAUUUCGAUUACAAAAGAUGCCUGGAAAUUUCAAAACAGCACGGACCGGUGUUCAGGCUGAAAGUAGGAGUGAAAGAUAUUGUUAUUUUGAACGACUUUGAAUCAAUAAAAGAUGUACUGACCAGAAAAGCUGUUUUGAACCGGACAGACAACUUCAUUCUAGACCGAUCGGGUGUUAAAGGCAUUGUGACGCUCAACGGCGAUGCGUGGCUAGAUAAUCGCAGAUUCUGCCUUCACGUGCUUCGUGACCUCGGUUUUGGGAGAAAAUCGAUGGAAGAGCACAUAAAGGAUGAAGUUCAGUACCUUGCUGAGAAAAUACUGGAACUACACGGCUCACCAGUGGACAUCCGCAAAUUCUUGGUCCCGAGCAUGUCCAACAACAUCGCAUCACUGGUCUUCGGCAGACGUUACCCAUUCGAAGACCGCAGGCGCAAGUUCCUGGAUGAGCGGCUGAAAAAGGCGUUGAGGAUCAUCGGAUCCGGGGGCCUUUUCACGUUCCUUCCUUCCUGGACAUUUCUUACCUUUUCAAUGGUUCCUUUCACUAACGUAGCCAAAAUCAAGGAAGUGCUUGAAGAAAUGUUCGAAUACGUCUCCGAGGAGGUUAAGCAGCAUGAAAGCAGCCUCGACGAAAACAGCAAUCGAGAUUUUAUUGACGGAUAUAUCAAGAAGAUGAAGGAGAAUAAAGAUAACCCACAUUCAAGCUUUAAAAUGGGAAACCUGCUUGGAAAUGUCCUAAACUUUUUCGGAGCUGGUUCGAACACUGUCCAGCUAUCGAUACAAUGGCACCUCCUGAACUGCGCCGACAAAGUGGACUCGGUGCAGCGCAACAUUCAGAACGAGAUCGACAGUGUGGUGGGGCAUGAGAGACCACCCUGCUGGGAAGAUCACAACAAGAUGCACUUCACCAUGGCCACCAUUUGGGAAAUGUAUCGAUGGCGCACUGUCGCGCCUCUCAGCAUCCCGAGAGAGGCUGCUGAGGACGUGGAAUACAAGGAUUACUUCAUUCCUACGGGAACUGUGAUCCUUCCUAACCUUUCGGCCGUUCACUUGGAUGCCGAGAUUUGGGAAAGUCCGGAGAUGUUCGACCCAUACCGCUUCUUGAAGAAGGACGGUUCCGGUCUAAUAGCCAAGCCAGACCAGCUCAUUCCUUUCUCCAUUGGCAGUAGGAUGUGUCCCGGAGAGACUCUGGCCACUGUAGAAAUCUUCCUCUACCUGACAACGCUCCUCCAAAAGUUCACCGUCAGGCCUGCGGAUGGGAAAAGAGUUGAUUUGGAGCCAGCUGCGGUUGCAUUAAACAUGCCCGUGCCGCAGCAGCUCAAGUUUGUAUGCCGACCACCGCCAAUGGAUUCCCUUCGUCAGGUUGCAUCAAAUGUUCAGGAGGCUUCAGGAGAUGCCACCCGACUCAUUUUAACUUUCGUACUCUCAUUCGUUUUGUUAAUUGCGAGCGGACUUUGGUUGCGCAUUGGCGGAGCACCUAAAGGCAGCAAACUACCCCCAGGACCGCCCGGAUUUCCACUUAUUGGCCACAUACCGCUGCGUACAAACAUAUUUGUCCUGAACAAGCUCAAAGAAUGGACGAAAAUGUACGGUCCCGUCUUUCGGGUAAAAGUUGGCUUCAGAAAUGUUGUCAUCCUGAAUGAUUUUGAAUCCAUAAAGGAGGCACUGUCCAUGAAGGAAUUGAUGGACCGAUCGGGGAAUCUCGUCAUCGACCAAGUUGGCUUUAGAGGUCUCAUGUCAUUGAAUGGCCAAGCAUGGCAUGACAACCGGCGUUUUUGUCUCCACGUGCUGCGCGAUCUCGGAUUCGGGAAGACCUCAAUGGAAGAGAGACUCAAGGAAGAAGCGGAGUACCUAGCUGAAAAGAUCGCCGCACAUCGGGGUGAGCCCUUCGUGAUCCAGGAUUUGCUCGUACCCAGCACGUCCAACAACGUGACAGCGCUUGUGUUUGGGGAGCGCUACGCUUACGAGGACGCGCGGAGAAACUUUCUGGACGAUCGACUCAAGAAGUUGUCGAGGUUCGUUGGCGCCCGACGGUUGAGCGCUCUUUUUCCCGGAUGGCUGAACCGGCUGGCGGCCAGAGUGCCGGUCCUGAAAAAUAACCUCGCUGGUCCGAUUCUGGAUGAACUUCUUGACUUUACCAAACGCGAGAUACAAGAGCAUGAAACGAGCCUGGAAGAACACAGCAAUCGGGACUUUAUCGACGCUUACCUGAAGAAAAUCAAGGAGAACGUACCUACUGGAAACUCUAGUUUUCACAUGAAUUCGUUGAUUGGCAACAUCUUCAGCUUCUUCGUAGCCGGCUCUAGCACCGUCCAGGAGACGCUGCAGUGGCACCUGCUGGUGUGCGCCGAUAAGCCUGAUCUUGUGCAGCGCAGAAUCCAGCAGGAGAUUGACCAAGUCAUUGGCCGCGAGAGGGCGCCAUCAUGGGCCGACCACACGGCUAUGCCUUUCACCGUGGCCGUGCUGUGGGAAGUCUACCGCUGGCGCACCGUCACGCCGCUUGGUAUUCCGAGAACAGCGGCCGAGAACGUCGUUUUCAAAAGCCAUUUUAUUCCCAAAGGAACUCUUGUGAUAGCGAACCUUCGGGCAGUGCAUAUGAACCCUGAGUACUGGAAAGACCCAGAAGAGUUCAAUCCACUGCGUUUCUUGAACGGAGACGGCUCGCGAUUGUUACCAAAGCCUGAUCAAUUGAUUCCAUUUUCUGUUGGAAAGCGGAUGUGUCCGGGAGAAACAAUGGCCACGGUCGAAAUUUUUUUGCAUCUGACAACAAUCUUGCAGAAGUACAACGUUCUCCCACAGGAAGGUUGCGACGUCAAUCUUUCAUCGGAAAGUACAUCGUUCAGGCUUGCGCAAAGGCAGAAGCUUCGUUUUCAGCCUCGUUGACAUCUACGAACAAAAAUUUUGAGCCACGUA